Molecule: messenger RNA, 1829 nt
Organism: Prorocentrum cordatum
Lineage: Eukaryota; Dinophyceae; Prorocentrales; Prorocentraceae
Source: the annotation of a GenBank genome assembly
AAACGAUUCGCUUUCACCACACACCCACAGCUUCUGUGCGAUAGCCGGCGAUGCAAGAGCCAAGACUUUCCCAGGAGGGUCGGAGACCCAAAGGGAGCCCGACGAGGGCCCGAGGGCCCGCACACCCGAAACAAGUGUCCGCAUAUUCGAAGACGUUCUGGCGCCAUUGCGAUAACUUGUCGGAUCGGGAGCGUCUUGAGUGGCUCUUAGGGGUAUGCCGUCUGGGGGCAACUCCAGACCCUCUCUGGCCGUAUUGGGAGCACCGUGUGAGUCGUGGCCUGGACGCGUGGCAAGCGGAGCCCGCUCUUCUAGGGAGGCGCGGGGCAGGAAGGUGUGGGACGUGGCGGGAGGCGGCGCGCAGAGCGCAAGAGUGGCCACGCAACGCGACGAAAGUUCGACCAUCAUAGUUCGGCGUCGCCCGAGCACUGCUUUCUGUCCUUUGUCAGGUGGGGGCGAUGGCGGACCUGAUGCAAGAGGAUGCGGAUGCCGAGAAACGGAGACUGUGAUUCUGGUGUCUCACAGCAGACCUCACAAUUCCAAGGUUUCCGACCUGCCCCGACCGUGAGCACGGCAUACGUGUCUGCAGCAAUGCGUGCAGGAAGGGUCAGUUGUGAAGCACUUGCGUCCGAAGUGUCCAUAUCUCGACACCGAAGGACGGCGAGCCAUCCUCGUUGGAGGCCGCGCGGAAAUUCAGCCAAGAUCACGACAUCCCGUUUGUCACGGCCGACCAGCUGAGGUCGUUCAGAUGUCGCAGCGAGGGGUCGGUCGGGGUGCGCGACCAUGCCCCCCCCACGCUGGACGCGGAGAGCCAGAUGUGGAUCGAGGACGUGGAGGCCGACUGCUCCAUCAAGUUUUACAGCACGAGCUCGAACAUAGAAAUCGUUGCGAUAGUGAAGGGCGACCUCAAGGGGCAGGACGGGGUACCGGCCCGUGUUCACUCGGAGUGCUUCACGGGCGACGUGAUAGGGUCCAAGCGGUGCGAUUGCGGGCAGCAGCUGCACAAUUUCCUCCGGAUCAUGAACACAGAGCCUUGCGGGGUGCUGCUUUACAUCCGCGGGCACGAGGGCCGGGGGAUAGGGCUGGCGAACAAGAUCCGGGCGUACCACCUGCAGGACCAAGGGGUCGACACUGUCGAUGCCAACUUGCAGCUCGGGCUUCCGGUGGACACCCGAACCUAUGACGACUCGUUGUUUGUGCUCCAAGACCUUGGACUAAGGACCGUACGCCUGUACACGAACAACCCCUUGAAGUCUGGCGGCGUCCUGUCGAAGAUCGUGAAGGACGUCACGGCGUUGCCGUCGGUCGAGAACGAGCGCAACAGGGCGUACCUACAGACGAAACGCGAGAGGAUGAAUCAUCGCACCGUCUUAGAGACCUUCAAGUUGCCGCCGCCGGCCCUGGACGUUGCCAAAGCCGUGAUCGGCGUGGUGUACACCACUUGGAACGAGUUUUAUGUCAAGGUGAAGAGGGUGAGAAGCGGGGAUGGGGACGAUGUUUCUAAGGUCCGGAGCAUGAAGCUCGCGGUUCCGGGGGCCUGCGAGCUGAUCAGCGGAGCGCGUGCAGUUAUUCGACAGGCCAAGCCCGACGCCGUCAUCGUCAUCGGUGUCCUCAUCCGUGGCUCCAGCGACAUCUACGAUGCUUCCUGCAACGCGGUCAUGACCGGGCUCACGGAGCUCAACGCCAACCAGGACACGCCGAUUGUCAUGGGCUUGUUGAUGUGUCAGAAUGAAGGCCAGGCGCACGAUCGGUCGCACGGGCCGAACAACCCCGCGAAGGCGUGGGCCGAGACGGCCCUCCACAUGGCGUCGCUGUCCGCCAGCUCCACAUGA